CAGACAAAGAUAGAGACGGGUCAGUACAAGACGGUUAAGCCGUUCGUCAAAGACAUGCGUCUAAUGUUCACAAACUGUCUCCGAUAUAACAAACCGGACGCACCGGUCAUAGAACAGGCCCGCAAACUCAGGACUUUUGUGCCAAACGAUUUCUUUGAAUACCGUUACGCGAGAAUACCUGAAGAGUUAUUGAAAGAGAAACUGAUAACAAAUAACCACCAAAACGGUCAUCAAAACAAUAGCCACAGUAAUGGACACAACAAUAACACACAUAACAAUCGACAUAAAGAGAAGGAAACCAAUGGCGAGACAGACGGCGAGUCCAUCGAUCGGAUGAGAUUACUGGAAACGCAGGUUAGACUCCUGUCCACCACUAUAUCGGCGCUGACGGGCAUUGACACCAAUAAACUAAAACCCAAGAACGGCGUAAAAAAGAGCGCCACUAAUGGGAACAGUAGGCGGAAGAGACCGACGCCGAAGUCUAACGGCCACAGGAAUGGCAACGCAAACCAUCAUAAGAAGCAAAAGACAGAGUAUUUGAACGGCAAUGACAUCGACGAUGAAGAGUAUGACGAGGAAGAGGAGGACGAGCCGUUGGCGCCGUCGCCCAUAGCCUUCGACGCCAACGAUUUGGACGAUUUACAGCAAUUGAAGACUGAUCUCGAAAAUCUAGAUGCAAAGGAUUUAAAGAAUGUGUUGCGAAUCCUUCAGUCGACCGAACCGUCUAUAAAGUGCGAUAACGACGAGAACAUUGAGAUCGACUUCGAGGCACUCAAACCCGAAACACUGAUGGCUUUGCGAAAGUUUGUCUCGUCGUGUAUGUUGAACAGCAAACCCAAGAAGAGUCGCGCGUCGCUAAACGGAUCCGAUUCGAGCAAAACGAGAACGAACUGUGAUAUGAAAAAUGGAUACAAUGUCUCGUCGACUGCCGGCGCCGAUCCGUCUAACGAUGCCAUGAAUUUGAGUGAUAGUGAGUCCGAGUCGUCCUCUUCUAGUGAUAGCGAAGAAGACUAAACCCCAACAAAACAACACUUCAUUACUUCAAUCAAUCGCUCACCCGUUCAUUCAUUAUAAUAUUUUUGGUCUCACUUUUCAAAUACACAUUUCAUUAACACUUAUAAACACUACU
This is a messenger RNA of Medioppia subpectinata, 1129 nucleotides long. The record is from the annotation of a GenBank genome assembly. Lineage: Eukaryota; Metazoa; Arthropoda; Arachnida; Sarcoptiformes; Oppiidae.